CCCACUGGCAGAAACCAAUGAACCGACUCUUUUUUUUGUGGGAUCGACUCCCAAUCCUAGGGAACAGGUCUACUGCUGUUUUUAUCUCGUUCCCGAAGAAAGAAUUGUGAUCAUUGCUGGGACGUGAGAGAGAAGUCGCUGUCAUGACUGACGUUCUGGAGUUUAGUGACAUUUACCAGGAGGUCAAGGGUUCCUGGAAUGAUGGGCGUCUGCGAUUCAGUAAGCAGAUGGUGGUGUAUAAAAGCAGUAAGACAGGCAAAGUGGACAGUAUCCCCGUCCCAGAGCUCAGUCAGGCCCAGUGGAGGAGAGUCUGCCUGGGCCACGGCAUCAAACUGUCCACCACCACCGGACACAUUUACAAAUACGAUGGCUUCAAAGAUGCUGACUUUGAAAAAAUAUCUGAGUAUUUCAAAGAUAAUUACAAAGUGGAGCUGACUGAAAAAGACAUGUGUGUGAAAGGCUGGAACUGGGGCACUGCUAAAUUCAACGGCCCAUUGCUGUCAUUUGACGUAAGUGACACUCCUGUGUUUGAGAUCCCGCUGUCCAGUGUAUCCCAGUGUACCACUGGAAAAAAUGAAGUCACUCUAGAGUUUCAUCAGAAUGAUGAUACAGAGGUGUCGCUCAUGGAGGUGCGUUUUUAUGUCCCACCCUCUACAGGAGAUGAGGGGGCGGACCCAGUAGAGGCAUUUGCCCAGAAUGUUCUUUCUAAGGCAGAUGUGAUUCAGGCUACAGGAGACGCUGUGUGUAUUUUCCGAGAGCUGCAGUGUCUCACACCCAGGGGAAGGUAUGAUAUACGUAUCUACCCCACCUUCCUGCAUCUGCAUGGUAAGACAUUUGACUAUAAGAUCCCCUACACAACAGUGCUGCGUCUCUUCCUGCUCCCUCACAAAGACCAGAGACAGAUGUUCUUUGUGAUCAGUCUGGAUCCACCCAUUAAACAGGGACAAACCCGCUACCACUUUCUCAUCCUGCUAUUUUCCAAGGACGAGGACAUCAACCUCACCCUCAACAUGAGCGAGGAAGAGGUAGAGAGGCGAUUUGAAGGAAAGCUGACUAAGAACAUGUCAGGCUCGCUGUAUGAGAUGGUCAGCAGGGUUAUGAAGGCUCUCGUCAACAGGAAGAUCACAGUGCCUGGAAACUUUCAGGGUCACUCUGGGGCACAGUGUAUCACUUGCUCCUAUAAGGCCAGCUCAGGUUUGCUGUAUCCACUGGAGAGGGGCUUCAUCUACGUUCACAAGCCUCCGGUGCACUUGCGCUUCGAGGAGAUCGCUUGUGUGAACUUCGCCAGAGGCACCACAACCACACGCUCCUUUGAUUUUGAAAUUGAGACGAAACAGGGCAGCCAGUACACAUUCAGCAGCAUUGAGAGAGAAGAGUACGGAAAGUUGUUUGAUUUUGUCAAUGCUAAGAAACUCAGCAUCAAGAACAGAGGCUUUAAAGAGGGUAUGAAGGUCAGAGAAGACAUGUACAGUGACUCAGAUGAGGAUCAGCAUGACGCGUACCUGGAGCGCAUGAAGCAGGAGGGGAAGAUCCGUGAGGAGGCCAACGACAGUGAUGACUCAGAGGCUGGCAGCGAUGAAUCAUUUAACCCUGGAGAUGAAGAUGAUGAUGUCGCGGAAGAGUAUGACAGUAAAGCCUCAGCCAGUGAAAGUAGUGCUGAAGGUGCAGACAGUGAAGAAGACAAAAAGAAGAAACCAGUCAAGAAAGCCAAAACUGUGAAGGAGGGAAAGCACAAAAAGGAGAAGAAGACGAAGGACAGCAGCGCCCCCAAGAGGCCAAUGAGUGCUUAUAUGCUGUGGCUCAAUUCCAGCAGAGAUCGCAUUAAAUCUGAAAACCCUGGCAUCUCAGUCACUGAGAUUUUAAAGAAGGCUGGUGAGAUGUGGAAGCAGCUGAGCAAAGACAAGAAAGAGGAGUGGGAAGGGAAAGCUGAGGAAGCAAAGAAAGAAUAUGAGCGAGCGAUGAAAGAGUACAGAGAAAACAGUGGAGGCACCUCAAAAAAGCCAAGAAAGAAGGGAGGAAAGAGUGACGAGAGAAAGAAAAAGAAGUUAGGUGGAGGGAGGGAACGAGAGAAGAGCAGGACAGCCGGAAAUGACAGCUUUAAGAGUCCAGAGUUCAUCUCAAGUGAGGAGAGUUCGUCCGAGUCCAACCAUGGAAAAGGCCGUAAGCGCAAGGGCUCGGAUAAUGAAGAGAAACAAGCGAGCAGCACUCCCAGCUCAGAGGAGUCUGGCUCAGACUGAGAAACGCAGCGAAAUACAGCAUGAAGGAAAGAGACAGGAUAAUGGAGUCAUCCUGGCCUGUCCCUUAAGAACCCGUGUGUUUUCUUUUACAUAUUCUUUCUCUGAAAAAUGUUAUGCAUUUCUAUAUAACACACAAUAACGUGUAUUACUGGCUAACCUGCUUAACUUUGAUGUUUCUAGCAAGUAGCAUAUGUUAUGUGAAUACAUUGGGGUCCAAAACUUCUCGGUCACUAUUUAAAUUUAAGCAAAUGUGUGAUAAUCACCAUGUUAACCCAGUUUUAUCCCUUCCACUGAAGCAUGUGUUUAGGCGACACUGCAUGGAUCAGGUUUUACACAAAAUUCUGUAGUCUGUGUCCGCUUGAGUGCACACUUAAGGUGACAUGCCAAAUACUAAGAAAUACCUGUAAAUAUAUUUGACAAAAAAAAUUAUAAUGAAUAAAUAAAAAAAUUAGGAAAUCAAUGUAAAAAAAAAUUAAAACAGAAGCAUUUUCACGAGUGCUCUCAGACUUUUGCAACUCACUGUAACUCUUUAAAUAGUUUAAAUGGGUCUGAGAGUUUUAAACAGGGAAGUUAUAGUCAAGUCCUGAAAGGCUUUUCACACAAAUUUAGCUCAUGAAGGCUUUAGAAAUUAAGAUCGGAGUCUGAUACCCCUCAGGUCUUAGUGUUACUUAAACUGCUUUUACAAAGCUAAAAGUAUUAUUAGAAAAUAUUAUUAUUAUUAUGUUUUGCUAUUGCGUUAAAUUCUCCAUUCUGAUUGGUCAGAAGGUGUUUUAUUAAUUUUCUAACACAGCACUUUUUUUAAACCAAGUCUUUAGUUUUAAAUUCAUGCUCAUACUCAUACUAAUAUAUUAUCAUUUUAUAUUAACAAUUUACUGGGACUUGUAUAGUGGACGUUCAAAACUUUUUUUAAAUGUAGAUAUGAGGUUUCUGUGAGGAGAUGUUUAUUUAACAUUCUUAAGAAGGAGUCCCUGAUGCCAGCACUUUGCAACAAUCAGAGGUACAGCUGUUCCUUUUCCUUUUUUCAACAUGGGACAGAGAGCUUUGCAUUUUGAAUAACAUUUAAGCCGCAUUUUUUUUGUCUUAUUAAGUUCAAGAGAGAGAAAAAAUGAGAGUCUGAUAAGAACUGUUUAUAAUGUAAGUGAUAACAUGAACUGUCUUGUUUCAGAAACAUACAAAAGAAAUUGAUGUGCCAUCGUUUUAUGAAUAUAAAAAUUAAUAAAUGAAUGUUUCACAAAGGUUUCACAGCAUUAAACCUAACAGAAAACAGGCAAAAAAUAUGAAGUGUAUGCCAGUGUUCAAUAAAUACAGUUGUAAGCAUUGGCAUACUGCUGGGAUAUAAGAGGAAUAAAGCACUUCAGGAUAUAUUAUAAUUGGUAAAUAAUCAGCUUUAGGGUAGUAACAUCACAUCACCCUGUCGUUUUAACAUUUCCUGUUGUGGUUUAUUCUUAAAAUGAAGUCUCAAAACAGAUAAUAAUUUAUAACAACCCCAAAUGCACUUUUGCAUCAUUGCUGAUGAUUGUGUUAUAAAUAUAUUCUGUAAGUAUUUAAGUGUUUUCGUUAUUCUGGUGCCCUUGUCAUUUUAAACCGAUAUUUAUUGAUGCUUGGUGUCAGGUUUUUGUGUGGAUGUUCAGUAUGAGCCAAAAUGUUGCUGUGUUCAGUCCAGUUUUUUGAACAACAGACUGUAAGUUCUCAUUAAAACCCUAUUUU
Molecule: messenger RNA, 3944 nt
Organism: Hemibagrus wyckioides
Lineage: Eukaryota; Metazoa; Chordata; Actinopteri; Siluriformes; Bagridae
Gene: ssrp1b
Product: structure specific recognition protein 1b
Exons: 18
Coding region: 144-2237 (697 amino acids)
Cellular component (GO): nucleus; FACT complex
Molecular function (GO): histone binding; nucleosome binding; DNA binding
Source: RefSeq, a predicted model, not a curated record